UACUAGGGUGAGCAUUCUUGAUCGACAUUCAGACGGUAGUAGGACGGUUUCCAACCUCGGCUCGGACCGUGCUCUUACUCUUCCAUCCCCUCCCCCUCGCAGUCAUCUGUUGCUCUACAUCAUGAGGUUCACAAAAGCCCUGUCUUUGGUACCAGCGCUGGCGAGCUGCAGCACUGCGGACCCAGUCCUUGGUCCGCUGAGCCACAUUGCCAGCAACCCAGAGGACUCGCAGUCUGUCCUCGGCCGGAUCCCGACCGCACAUGAGUCUGCCGUCCUCGGGCGGCGCAUCCUUGCCCUCACGCCGCUCGGGACUCUCGCGACGGUCUUCCCGAACCCCCCAGACGGCCACUACUCGGCCGAGGAGCGCCGCCCUGCCGGACUGGGUGGCGUGCCCCUGGGCCUCAUGGACUACGUCGCCGAUUGCGAGGACGAGGGCAACCCGACCAUCCUGGCCAUCAACAUCGCGACAUCCUUCAAGAACGUGCGAGCCGGCUCGAACAUCAGCCUCGCGCAGGCCUGGACACCCAGGUACGCGCCGGACAAGCGAAUCAAGUCCGGGCCGGCCAGUCUGUGGGACUGGAUCUUUGGUGGCAAGGGCGGCGACGAGGUGACCUCUUCGAACGGUGCAGACUCGGUCCCUUACUCGGCCGCGAACCUACCGCGGUAUUCUCUGCUCGGAUACCUUGAGAAGAUUGAGGCAUCAGAGCUUGACGGCGUGUCCGCAUGCUUUGUCAAGCAGCACCCUGAUGCCAAGUACUGGCUGCCCGGCAAUCGCAUCCACGAGUCCGAGUUUGUGCGGCUUGUCGUGACCCAGGUGUACUGGAUUGGCGGCUUCGGUGACAGGGCGUACAUCGGCUGGAUCGAUCCGGCCGACUGGAAGAGCGUGACCAGAAAGGACUGGGAGGCUGUUCGGCUGCCUGGGGAGAAGAAGGGCUGGGAUGAGUGGCGGGUCGAGAUGUGAGUGCAUGAUGGCGAUGUUGCUUGCGACGGCGCCAGGAGCAUACGUCUAUCACAAUGAGCAUCAUAAUUUUUGAAGAUCAAUCAUACGACAUUGCAGCACAGCGGGAGGCAGUCCAUUCUUACAGUAGCCGCACUCGACUGUCGUUUACAAAGUUUCAAUGCUGGUCGCAAAAGGCUUCCCGAAAAGCUACCGAUAGGGUCCAUCGUUACCCGUGCUACAUACUUUAGUCAAGUGGGAGCUACGCAGUAUAGCAGCAUGACUCGCCAGGGGACGUGAGAUCGUCUGGCUCUACGAUGCAACCACUGAAUGGACUGAUGAUCUAGAACGCUUGCUACAUGCUGUGGCGGCGCGCCGUGUGGGUUAGCGCCGCGGGCUACUAAAGUUGUUCAUGCCUGCCCAGGUGAACUUUCA
This is a messenger RNA of Microdochium trichocladiopsis, 1372 nucleotides long. RefSeq names its product pyridoxamine 5'-phosphate oxidase-domain-containing protein. The coding region runs from base 122 to 961 and encodes 279 amino acids. Lineage: Eukaryota; Fungi; Ascomycota; Sordariomycetes; Xylariales; Microdochiaceae. The record is from RefSeq and is a predicted model, not a curated record. The transcript has a single exon.